UCUAAGCAGCGCAGAAGAAGACAACGUGAAAGUAGUCGUAUCUCUGCUCACAUGUAUACAAUAUAACCGGGCGAUGGAUUCUCUAAAGAAAAAUAAAACGUCUACUAGUCGCCAGCAAGACUCUAAUCCUGACGCCCAAGACGAGGAAGCUCCAGAUUUCUGUCCCGGUUACAAAGACGUCGAUGCUUUUGUUAAAUAUGGAUUGGGUUCAGUAUUGUCAGCCACCAAAGCAUCUGCCGGCUUGCCUCAAGGUGGAGACGAUUUUGAUUUCUAUCGCAGUUUCCCCGGUUUCCAGGAAUUCUGUGAAGUUCAAGGAGAUAAGCUUUUGUUCUGCAUGAGUCAGAUAAUGCAACAUCACAGUUGCCGAUCUCGCAUGAGAGACCAGGACAAGAUCACUGGCCUGGAGGAAAGGUUUGACUUGGUUGUGGACUCCAAUGAUGUCAUCCUAGAGAAAGUGGGGAUUCUUCUGGAUGAGGCUGAUGGCGUGAACAGGAGCCAACAGCCUGUCAUGCCAGCUGGCUUUCAGCCUCCUAAGAUUGUCGUUUCCAGCUGGAAUCGCAAGGGUUCGAGCUCUGGCAGUCGUGCCGAGACUUUCAGGCUGCUCCACGCAAAGAAUAUUCCACGGCCUCAACUGAAAUUCAAAGAAAAAGUUGACAACAGCAACACGCCGUUUAUUCCCAAGAUCUUCAUCAAGCCUAAUGCACUGAAACCUCUUCCCUCUUAUUUCACCGACAAACAAAUCCGUAAAGAGAGACCAGAAGAUCUUGACAUCCCAGCAGCACUGGCAGACUUCAUUCACCAGCAGAGAACUCAAGAACAUGUAGAAGACAUGUUUGCACACCCAUACCAAUAUGAACUGGAUCAUCUUACGGUACCAGGAAACCUUUUGUCCAAGCCGGAGCCACAGAUGUACAAACCAAUAGAAGAGACAAGCUGCGCCUUUAUUGACACACUGGAGGAUCUGGUGGCUUUGAAUGAGAAGCUGAUCGAGGUGUCUGAAUUUGCGGUGGACCUUGAGCACCAUUCCUACAGGAGCUUCCUGGGAGUCACGUGUCUGAUGCAGAUCUCCACCAGAGACGAGGACUUCAUUAUUGACACCUUGGAGCUCCGCAGUGAGAUGUACAUCCUCAACGAGGCCUUCACAAACCAUUCUAUAGUCAAAGUGUUUCAUGGCGCAGAUUCAGACAUCGAGUGGCUCCAGAGAGACUUUGGCUUGUAUGUGGUCAAUCUGUUUGACACGCACCAGGCCAGUCGAGCGUUAAACCUGGCCAGACAUUCGCUCGACCACCUGCUCAAGCACUUCUGCAGCGUGGAUUCAGACAAACGCUACCAGCUUGCCGACUGGAGGAUCCGGCCCUUGCCAGAUGAGAUGUCGCUGUAUGCUCGCAGCGACACCCACUAUCUCCUUUACAUCUAUGACUGCGUAAGGGCACAGCUGUUGGAAUUCAACCACGGUCAGCCUGGUCUGCUACAGUCUGUCUGGAACAAAAGCAAAGAUGUUUCCCUCAAGAAAUAUGCAAAGCCAAUAUUCACAGAGGAGUCGUAUCUGGAGGUGCAGAGGAAGCAGAAGAAGUCUUUUAACACCCAGCAGCUGACUGCCUUCAGACUGCUGUUCGCCUGGAGGGACAAGCUGGCUCGACAGGAAGAUGAAAGCACCGGCUACAUCCUGCCCACUCACAUGAUGAGCAAAAUAUCUGAGGAGCUGCCAAAAGAGCCUCAGGGCAUCAUUGCCUGCUGUAACCCGGUCCCCCCAUUGGUGAGGCAGCAGGUCAAUGAGCUCCAUUUGUUAGUGCAGGAGGCUCGAGAAAUGCCUCUCCUCAAGGCUGAGGUUGCUGUGCAAAAAACAAAAGGGCUCACACCGAUCAAAAAGCCUGAGGUUACAUUGUUUGGUCCACAUGAUACAUCUCGGGUCCCUGAGAGCAACAGCCGUCACUUUUCUACUGAUGACUUUUCACCCUCAGAACUGCCUGUUAAACAAGGAGUGCUCUUCUCUGAUGACCACAAGUCUGAUGCAGAUGUUGAAGAAAUAAGCAGCCUUGUGUCAACUGCCAAAAUCUCAAUGUUUGAGGAGCCAGAAGCAAAAGAAUGCGAAGAUUCUCUUUCUGUGGCUCAACACAAAGCCAGGCAAAUCAUUGAGUCUUUUGAAAACCCUUUCAGGAUGUACCUGCCUUCUAAUGGCGUGCAUAUCAGUGAGAAUGCAAAGUUUGACCCUUCUUCAAAGAUUUUCGAGAUCAGUAAACGAUGGAAACUGCAGAGUGUGGAACAGCAGCAGAAGGAGCUGGAGUCAAGGAAGAAAGCGAAGAAGGAAGCACAGGAAAAAGCAAAGAAAGCAACAGAGGAAAGGAAUAAGGCUCAGGAAAGCUACCAAGAGUUCCUGAAAAAUGUGCCCACUGUGCGCCAGCAGGCAGCCGAAUGUGCAAAAAUGGAAGGAAAGAAGCGUGAGAGGGUCCCGAGUGAGGCCGGAGACUUGACUCCCAAACCAAAUAAGAAACUAAAAACUGCAGCGAAGACCAAAAAGCCAGAACCUCCUCCUCAAGAGAGAUUUGAACCCUUUGACUACAGUCAGUCAGACCUCAAAGUCUUUGCUGGUAUUAAGGCAAAAGACAACUCACAGUUUGAUCCAAACAGACAAAGCCAUGACUUUAAGAAAAAGAAAUUUGCAGGCGGGAAAAAAAAUAAUCUUGGUACUGGGAAAAGUAUGUCAUACGUAGCUGGAAGAUCUGACAGAGGAUUUCGCCACAACUGGCCCAAGAGAUAGACCAACUUAAGAGCAUUUUUGUCUUUUAAAGGGUCACCGACAUGAUUUACCAACUUUGCUUCAAUCUGUUUUAUAUUGUUUGUAAUUAUGUUCUACGAUGUUAAUUUUUUAAAAGCAAACGGUAAAUUCGUAAAAAUUACAUUUAUAGUACGUGGCGGGCGAUGGACUGAACUUCUUAGAAAAGGGGCAUUUCCCAAGUGAUGUCGGCGAAGGUGCAGCGCUCCUCUAACGUGUAGUAAACAAACCCUGCUAGAGGUGACUUGUCGACUUCGUUCUGUAUAUUUUUCAUCAAAAUAGAAGUUAUGCCAAAACGUUUUGCCGCUGGCUGUUCAGUUUCCGAGUGAUGCUGUAAGUUUGUUUUCUUUUCCAAAAGGUAAAGGUUUAAGCCUACAAUGAUCGAAGCAAGUACAGAGAACUAGAGACAAAUGGACCAUCGCCUCCCCGUUCUGUUCUUUACAAUGUUCAUUUCGCUGAAGACUGCUAUGACGAAACACCUUUACAAGAAGAAUUUGUCUUGAAAGUACGGUAUAAACGCAUUUUGGAUGCUAGGAUGCUAUUCCUGAUGCUAUAGAGGAUGGCGUCAAAGUUGCCACAGAACAGAGUAAGUCAUUUCUUAUUUACAUAUUGUAUUCUAAACACUAUGCCAUCAUAGCGACAAGCAUUAAACAUAAAACAUACUUUCACAGAGAUAUGUUGACGCUAGGACGCGGAGCGGUGACGGGACAAAAUACACAAUAAAAAAGGCUCUAAAGAUCCCUUUAGGCUCAUUAAGAAGCCAAUUUAAAACAAUAAUUUUAGGCAAUCCAAGGUAAUUUACGCUUACCAUUCUAUGUUUGAAGCCGACCAAUCUUCAUCUCCAUGUCUUCGUCAUCAGACACCUCCGCAUCAGACAUGCUAGUUCCAUCGUCAGUGGUACGAAUAAAUACAGCUUAAUCCCAUGUUCUCUGCAAGUUCUCUAUUUCAUUUCCAGAUGUUUCUUCCUCUUCAAACUAUUGACACAUCGCUGAAAUCUUUGCUGCAAACGACUGCAAACAUCUUCUGUCUCGCCCAUUCUCUCUUGUUUGUUUACUCUGCUUACUCUCCUUUGCCGAUGUCACUUGGGAAACGCCCCUUUUCUAAGACAUUCAAUCCAUAAUGGCACCCGCCAUGUACUAUAAAUGUGAUUUUUACAAAUGUACCGAUCACUUUCAAAAAACGAACAACGUAAAGCAUAAUUACAAACAAUAUAGAACAUAUUUAAGCAAAGUUGAUCAAUCAUGUCAGUGACCCUUUAAAUUGAACUACUUCUUUUCAGGGUUUUCCAUCCUUAACCUUUAACCGCUAAACCUAUGAAAUAUUUCAGUAAUUUUAAAGUGUUUUUUCCCCCCACUUGUGGAAGUGUUUACCCUGUAAAUAUGCAGAACAGCAGCCCACUCUAUUAAAGAUGUUUUUUUUUAAAUGUCAUGCUGGAAGAGCUGUCAGUUUGUUGUAAAAAUAAUAUGUAAAGUUUUGUUUUGUUUUGUUUUAAUUGACAUGGCUUCUGAUGACUCAAUGUUGUUUCAUGGUCAAUAUUUCUUAAUUAUAAUCAAUCCAUUAUCAGUCUGA
Dunckerocampus dactyliophorus (ringed pipefish) is the source of this 4342-nucleotide messenger RNA. RefSeq names its product exosome component 10 (gene exosc10). Gene Ontology annotation, molecular function: nucleotide binding; 3'-5'-RNA exonuclease activity; nucleic acid binding. The record is from RefSeq and is a predicted model, not a curated record. Gene Ontology annotation, cellular component: nuclear exosome (RNase complex); nucleolus. Gene Ontology annotation, biological process: histone mRNA catabolic process; poly(A)-dependent snoRNA 3'-end processing; nuclear polyadenylation-dependent rRNA catabolic process. The transcript is spliced from 25 exons. The coding region runs from base 74 to 2758 and encodes 894 amino acids. Lineage: Eukaryota; Metazoa; Chordata; Actinopteri; Syngnathiformes; Syngnathidae.